This is a messenger RNA of Lactuca virosa, 372 nucleotides long. Lineage: Eukaryota; Viridiplantae; Streptophyta; Magnoliopsida; Asterales; Asteraceae. The record is from the annotation of a GenBank genome assembly.
AUGAUGUCUUCCUCCUCAGAAUUCUAUAACAUUAUCUCCAUUUACCGUGUUGAAGUGAAUCCCCCUGCUUGUGGCGCGAUCAACCUGUGUCGAAGCUCAGAGAAGCAUGGAAGCCUAACAACCCAGCUCGUCGCUUCUACAAUUGCGCAAAAUCAAUGUUGCAGCUUCUUCCAGUGGCUUGAACCAACAUUACCUAAACACUACAAGGAUACAAUAUGGAACAUGAAACUUAGGAUCGACGACCUUUUGGUUAGGAAUGCUCAAGUUGUUGAGCUGCAGAAAAAAGUUGAGAAGCACAAGCUUCUUAGGAAAGCUGAGAAGGACUUGUUGAGGUUAGGAUCCAAGAACUACUCAUUGAGAUUCAAAGUCUGA